This is a messenger RNA of Chrysochloris asiatica (Cape golden mole), 1119 nucleotides long. RefSeq names its product methionine aminopeptidase 1-like. Gene Ontology annotation, biological process: proteolysis. Lineage: Eukaryota; Metazoa; Chordata; Mammalia; Afrosoricida; Chrysochloridae. The record is from RefSeq and is a predicted model, not a curated record. Bases 1 to 1119 code for a protein of 372 amino acids. Gene Ontology annotation, molecular function: metalloaminopeptidase activity. The transcript has 11 exons.
AUGGCGGCCGUGGAAACGCGGGUGUGCGAGACAGACGGCUGCAGCAGCGAGGCCAAGCUCCAGUGUCCCACCUGCAUCAAGCUGGGCAUUCAGGGCUCAUACUUCUGCUCGCAGGAAUGUUUUAAAGGAAGCUGGGCUACUCACAAGUUGCUACAUAAGAAAGCAAAAGAUGAAAAGGCAAAGCGAGAAGUUUCUGCUUGGACUGUAGAAGGUGAUAUUAACACUGACCCAUGGGCAGGUUAUCGAUAUACUGGUAAACUCAGGCCACAUUAUCCACUGAUGCCAACAAGGCCAGUGCCAAGUUAUAUUCAAAGACCAGACUAUGCAGAUCAUCCUUUAGGAAUGUCUGAAUCUGAACAGGCGCUUAAAGGUACUUCUCAAAUUAAAUUACUCUCCACUGAAGAUAUAGAAGGGAUGCGCCUUGUAUGUAGGCUGGCUCGAGAAGUUUUGGAUAUUGCUGCUGUGAUGAUUAAACCAGGUGUAACUACUGAAGAAAUAGAUCAUGCUGUACACUUAUAUAAUUUCCCAAAGUCUUGUUGUACCUCAGUAAAUGAAGUUAUUUGUCAUGGAAUUCCAGACAGACGGCCUUUGCAAGAAGGUGAUAUUGUAAAUGUGGACAUUACUCUCUAUCGCAAUGGUUACCACGGGGACCUAAAUGAGACGUUUUUUGUUGGAGACGUGGAUGAGGGAGCACGGAAGUUAGUGCAGACCACAUAUGAGUGCCUGAUGCAAGCCAUCGAUGCAGUGAAACCUGGUGUUCGAUACAGAGAAUUAGGAAACAUUAUUCAGAAGCAUGCCCAAGCAAAUGGGUUUUCAGUUGUUCGAAGCUACUGUGGGCAUGGAAUCCACAAACUUUUUCAUACAGCUCCCAAUGUGCCCCACUAUGCCAAAAAUAAAGCUGUUGGGGUGAUGAAGGCGGGCCAUGUAUUCACGAUUGAGCCAAUGAUUUGUGAAGGUGGAUGGCAGGAUGAAACGUGGCCAGAUGGCUGGACCGCAGUAACAAGAGAUGGGAAGCGUUCUGCGCAGUUCGAGCACACGCUCCUGGUCACAGACACUGGCUGUGAGAUUCUCACUCGGCGAUUUGAAAAUGCACGGCCUCACUUCAUGUCCCAAUUUUAA